CGCGGGGGCGUGGCCGGCCGCGGGAGCGCGCACGGCUGUGGAGGGCGCGGGAGGCCGCGGAGCCGCGAUAGCCGCCAUAUUAAGGAGCGCGGAACCGGGGACCCCUCAGUGGCGGCCGCAGCCGGACCCAGGGGGGCUGCGGACAGUGGAGGCGGCGCGGCGCGGCACGGCGCCGGAAGAGGCGGGGCCGACGGAGCCGGCGGGUGACGGGAGCGAGCCAGGCUGACUUUGGCUGGCAGAACUUGGCAGGCUGACUUGGUCAGCAGCCAUACCUGCCGUGCCUCGCCAUGGACCAGGACUAUGAGCGGCGUCUCCUCCGGCAGAUCGUCAUCCAGAACGAGAAUACGAUGCCCUGUGUCUCAGAGAUGCGGCGGACCCUGACGCCUGCCAACUCCCCUGUGUCCUCCCCCAGCAAGCACGGGGACCGCUUCAUCCCCUCAAGAGCCGGUGCCAACUGGAGUGUCAAUUUCCACAGGAUCAAUGAAAAUGAGAAGUCUCCCAGCCAGAACCGGAAAGCCAAGGAUGCCACCUCAGACAAUGGCAAAGAUGGCCUGGCCUACUCGGCCCUGCUGAAGAAUGAGCUGCUAGGGGCUGGCAUCGAGAAGGUGCAGGACCCACAAACAGAGGACCGCAGGCUGCAGCCCUCCACGCCUGAGAAGAAGGGCCUCUUCACGUAUUCCCUCAGUACCAAGCGCUCAAGCCCUGAUGACGGCAAUGAUGUGUCUCCCUACUCCUUGUCUCCCGUCAGCAACAAAAGUCAGAAGUUACUGCGGUCGCCCCGGAAACCCACCCGCAAAAUCUCCAAGAUCCCCUUCAAGGUUCUAGAUGCACCUGAACUGCAGGAUGACUUCUACCUGAAUCUAGUGGAUUGGUCAUCUCUCAAUGUGCUCAGCGUGGGGCUGGGCACCUGCGUGUACCUGUGGAGUGCCUGUACCAGCCAGGUGACCCGGCUCUGUGACCUUUCUGUGGAAGGGGACUCAGUGACCUCCGUGGGCUGGUCUGAGCGGGGAAACCUGGUGGCUGUCGGCACACAUAAGGGCUUCGUGCAGAUCUGGGAUGCGGCUGCAGGGAAGAAGCUCUCCAUGCUGGAAGGCCACACGGCGCGUGUCGGGGCACUGGCCUGGAACGCUGACCAGCUCUCGUCCGGGAGUCGGGAUCGCAUGAUCCUGCAAAGGGACAUCCGCACCCCACCCCUGCAGUUGGAGCGGCGACUGCAGGGCCACCGGCAGGAGGUGUGUGGGCUCAAGUGGUCCACAGACCACCAGCUCCUCGCCUCAGGAGGAAAUGACAACAAGCUGCUGGUCUGGAACCACUCAAGUCUGAGUCCCGUGCAGCAGUACACAGAGCACCUGGCGGCUGUGAAGGCCAUAGCCUGGUCCCCACACCAGCAUGGACUGCUGGCAUCUGGCGGCGGCACAGCCGACCGCUGCAUCCGCUUCUGGAACACACUCACAGGGCAGCCACUGCAGUGCAUCGACACAGGCUCCCAGGUGUGCAACCUGGCCUGGUCCAAGCAUGCCAAUGAGCUGGUGAGCACGCACGGCUAUUCACAGAACCAGAUCCUGGUCUGGAAGUACCCGUCCCUGACCCAGGUGGCCAAGUUGACUGGGCACUCCUACCGGGUUCUGUACCUGGCCAUGUCCCCUGAUGGAGAGGCCAUCGUCACUGGUGCUGGCGACGAAACCCUGAGGUUCUGGAAUGUCUUUAGCAAAACCCGUUCGACAAAGGUAAAGUGGGAAUCCGUGUCCGUUCUCAACCUCUUCACCAGAAUCCGGUAAACCAUGGGCCGAGCCAUCAGGGCAGAGGAGCACCACCUGUCAUCACAUGCAUGACCCUCCCUCCCCGCACAUGUCCCCGGAGGAAGCAGCCGGGAUGGGCGGGAAGCCGGGCCCGGAGAGACCCUGAAGAUUCUCAUUAAAGCCUGAUUGCGAACCCUGUCGGCGAUGUUUGGGGUGGGGAUGUGGUUGGGCACCGGCAGGCUCGGGCUCCAGCUCUCUCCACACUGGGUGGCUCCAUGGCCCCAACUCUGACACUAGGAUGGGAUGGACGCCUCUCUGGACCCCUGCCUGCUUCCCUUUGUGUCCAUCACCACCUUGUCGGGCUGCAUGCUCUUCUCAGAAGCAUGAGUUCGCCACCACUGCUACACCACCCACGCCUGCGACAGGACAGACAGCUGGACGCCAAGCCGGUCAGCCAGGGAAGGGCCCAGCAGUAGGAUGGUUCAGGUCAGCCCAUGGAUCGACAGGACACUCCUGCUAGGUCUCUCUGUGGCCACCUUUGCUGCCCCUGUGCUGGCAGCCAUCCCGGUGACUUUGCUAGGGGCCGGGUGUCAGGAGCAGGCCCCAGGCAGGUUGUACACCAGAGGAGGUCAUCUCGAGAUGGACUUGUUCAAGGAAAACUGAAGUUUGGUCCACUUGCCGUCAUGUGCUUGCCCUGACCCUGUACUGUCCUUGUCACUAAUGGGGUCACAGCUGAGCUCUGUCACCAGCAGGACUGUAGUGCCUGUGCCUUGUGAGUGUACAGAUCCAGGCGACCUAAGGGUGGUGCCUUGCCCUCCUCCAUCAAGCUGUCCCAUUGUGCCCUGUCUGUGUCCAUGGCCAUGGGGGAGCCAGGGAGGGGUGCUCACUGGCCCCCAGAAGCUCCCCGAUUUUCCCUGCCCCUGCCCCCACCCUGUUGUCCUCUGCCCAAGCUGUACCUGGACACCACCUCAUUCCCAGACCUGGAGAAAUUGGAGGGAGAGAGGUGCACCCAGUUGUAGGCUGAGGUGGGAGCCACCUGGCUCUGCUUCGAGGCCCCACUCCUCCAGUGUCCUCUCCCCUGCAGUCGGCCACAUGUGCAUGUGUAUAUAUGUAUUUGUGACUUUGGUUUGUUUUGUGUUUUGUAGAUGGGCUCCAGAAAUGUUUAAGGCUAGCUGGGGAGGACACAGCCCACCCCCUAUGCCUGGGGAUGACAGGCGUGUCAGCUUUUAAAACCUUCAUUUAGGAGGGGCCAUCAGCUGAACCUGCCUGGGCUUGGGGGAAGGGUGGGACCCUACCUCUCCUGCCCCCUCCCGGCACCUGCGUGCCACAGCCUCAAGCAAGGACAUUGUACAUAGAUGUGUGUGUUUCAAUGGGUCGUCA
Molecule: messenger RNA, 3119 nt
Organism: Phyllostomus hastatus (greater spear-nosed bat)
Lineage: Eukaryota; Metazoa; Chordata; Mammalia; Chiroptera; Phyllostomidae
Gene: FZR1
Product: fizzy and cell division cycle 20 related 1
Exons: 14
Coding region: 288-1778 (496 amino acids)
Biological process (GO): anaphase-promoting complex-dependent catabolic process; positive regulation of anaphase-promoting complex-dependent catabolic process; positive regulation of ubiquitin protein ligase activity
Cellular component (GO): anaphase-promoting complex
Molecular function (GO): anaphase-promoting complex binding; ubiquitin ligase activator activity; protein binding
Source: RefSeq, a predicted model, not a curated record